Patella vulgata (common limpet) is the source of this 2630-nucleotide messenger RNA. RefSeq lists its product as uncharacterized. The record is from RefSeq and is a predicted model, not a curated record. Lineage: Eukaryota; Metazoa; Mollusca; Gastropoda; Patellidae. The transcript has 12 exons. Gene Ontology annotation, cellular component: cytoplasm. Gene Ontology annotation, molecular function: protein binding. The coding region runs from base 675 to 2318 and encodes 547 amino acids.
AAUUGGGUUUAUUUUAUUAUCAUAUUUUAAUCGUUUCAUUGUUUCAGUUGUCUGAAAAGACUGGCUCAGUCUGCUCGAAACCAUAACCAAACCAUGUCAUUACACAAAGUGAAGCUGCACUGUCCUACGUGUCGACAGGAUUCUCUGGCAAAACCCAUCAUAAAAGAGGAUAUUUCAGUAUCAUUUGCAUUAAGAGAUAUUGUCGAUGGUUGGAAAAAAGAGAAAGAACGGUUUUCUACAAAUGGAUGUGUGUCUUUAAGAUCAGUUUCGUCCCAAACACCAACCAACGAUACAAAAUGGCCAAGCUAUAAAAUAAAAAGCUUGGUGAGCAGAGAUGAAAUGCAUGAACGACUGAUUCCUGACGACGAAUAUAUAUCCAAGGCUCUACGGGUUACCGAAUCUGAAGAAUCCAUCGAAGAAGGCCUAAAUAUUAAAACCUACAGCACCUGUUCAGAAACUCAACAAGAUAGUACAGAAAAUGAAAUUGAUUCGGACUGGGAAAAUUUUGAUGAUCUCGACCACGAAGACGUUAACCAUGAUCAAGCUAAUCAGGUUCAGCCUGGAGAGGGUGAUGAUGGGUUCCAAAUAAUGUGGUCACCCGAUGUCAGCAUUCAUCUAAAAAUGUGAAAGAAUUUUUGCCUAAAAAUGGAUUAACAAUAUGUUGUGAUUGCUAUAUGCAAAGAAAAUAUGGUCAAUACAGACAUUUGAUUAAAUUUAAAGGAAUGUCAAUCAGGAAAAGUAAUAAUUAUAUGAAAAGGAAUGGCGAUGAGUAUUUAUUGUGUGAUCAAAAAGGUUCUGUUGGUAUGAAGAAACCCCAUGGAACCUAUCAUGGUGACAACACAGAUAAAGACAAGAGACAAACCACCAAAAAUAUCAAUAACAAUGACAUUCCAAUAGAAAACAACCAUGUUCCAUAUAAAGCUGUCAUUUUAGUUAUACUGGCUAUUAUAGGUCCCCUAGUUAUAAUUAAUGACCUGGGGUUUACAUUUAUUUCACAUUCCCUAAAAUCUACAUUCCAAAAACAAGAAACUUACUCUACACAUGAAGAUGAAACUGGUUGGCAUAAAGCAGACGACUUUACCUUGAACAAAUAUUCAACAGACAUUUGCUCAAUUGAGAGAGUUUCUGUACAUGAUAUCAGCCAUGAAAAAUUUGAAACCGAAUACAAACACAAGAAACCGUUAAUUAUCCAGUUUACACAAGGAGCUUCCGACUGGACAGACGUCAACCAAUGGAUACCGUUUCAGUUGAUAGAGAAAUAUGGCUCACAUGUUUUAUAUUCUGGUAAACCAAGAGAAAUAGUCCGACAUGGUGGAAAUGGUGAUACAGAAACAAGAUUGGAUUAUUUUAUCAAUGAAUUAAUGACUUCCUCUUAUAAUGCUUCAAAUAAAACAGAUUUGUAUGUUUUCGAUCGUUAUUUUUUCAAAGAGUCCAACCUUUAUAUCAAAGCACCACCAUAUCUUGAACAGCAAGAUGGUGUUGAUGAUAGUAUGUUUUUUUUGGGAGCUUCUACAAGUGGUGUUAGCUUCCAUAAGCAUGCUGAAGGUUGGAAUGCCGUUAUAUUUGGUCAGAAACGAUGGUUCCUUUAUCCUAAAGAGAAAACUCCACCUGGUGGUAUGUAUCCAGGUUAUUCUCAACUGGAUUGGUUUCACGAGGUUUACCCAAAGUUAGACGAGUCAAAUAAACCUGUAGAAUGUAUUCAACGUGCUGGAGAUAUGUUAUAUCUACCAGAGAGUAUGUAUCAUUCUACUAUAAACCUUGGACAUACAGUAGCUAUAGGUAUACAAAAAAUACAAGCUGUGUCACAGAUAGAAAAAUUAUUCUAUAAAGAUAACAAACUAGAAAGACAAGGAUUAAUCGUGGAAAGAUUGUCUAUUUUGAAAAAGCUGUAUCAACUUAUUCCAGAAAAUGCUGAAGUCCACCUAAAGUUGGGAUCCGUAUAUGAAGAUUUAUCAGAUAUCAAAACAGCUGAGAAAUAUUAUCAACAAGCCAUUGAUAUUGAUCCGUUUUUUCUGGUUGCUAUUUUAAAUAUGGCUCGAGUUAAAUCUAAAUUGAAUGAAAAGGAUGUUGCAGAUACCAUGUUUCGGAAGGUAAUAAAGAUGAAUCCUAAUAUGUGGGAUAGUUAUGCUGCGUAUGGAUCAUUUUUGAUAGAACUACAGAAAUUUCAAGAAGCACUGUUGAUCUUUAAAAAGGGAUGCGAAUUGCAGCCAAACAUGCACCCAUUUUGGGAUUAUUUAAGAUAUUGUCAAGAGAGUGUUGGAGAUUGGGAAGGAGCUAAACAUUCCAAGGAAAAGAUGAGCAAACUGAGUAAAAGUUAAACCUUGCCCUUUUUCAAGUUUUAGAUACAAAUUAUAAAAAACAAAGUAUGAGUUCUCUCCCUUGAAAUAUAUUGCAGCUGACAUAUCUCUGGGAGAAAAAAGAACCAAUAUACCAACCAGCUGGGUACCGGACUGUAUAACAGUCUCUCUGCUGCAGACAAGUUUUGUGAAACAAAGUUAUUUCUUCCACUUUUUAGCACUUAUGUGUGCUAUUACCUAGAUAUUCUCAAUCCUUGAAAUUGCUAACAGAUAACUUAAACAUUUUCCAAAAUGGAAAAUUUUUAUAUUUCUUACAAGACAUAUAGAACUAGA